Stegastes partitus (bicolor damselfish) is the source of this 1747-nucleotide messenger RNA. It is a transcript of the gene galt, whose product is annotated as galactose-1-phosphate uridylyltransferase. The coding region runs from base 255 to 1250 and encodes 331 amino acids. Gene Ontology annotation, molecular function: zinc ion binding; UDP-glucose:hexose-1-phosphate uridylyltransferase activity. The record is from RefSeq and is a predicted model, not a curated record. Gene Ontology annotation, biological process: beta-D-galactose catabolic process via UDP-galactose, Leloir pathway. Gene Ontology annotation, cellular component: cytoplasm. Lineage: Eukaryota; Metazoa; Chordata; Actinopteri; Pomacentridae. The transcript is spliced from 11 exons.
UGGCUGAUGAACAUGUCUGUGUCGGCGGUGUGUAUUUUUGGGGAGGUGUGUUUGUAUCCAUGGUAAUACUUCUACAUCUCCAUCUCUGUGUUUGUGUACCAGACGUCUAACUUCAGCAGCCGGUGGGAGGACAUCAGCAGCCUGGAAGAAUCCCAACAAUCAGUCAAAGAAGCUGUCGUCUGUCCCAUUAAGAGCACCAGCACCUGCGCUACAACCCUCUGCGGGACAGCUGGGUCCUGGUGUCGGCCCACCGCAUGAAGAGGCCCUGGGCCGGUCAGGUGGAAAAGCCUCCCGAGGAGCAUGUGCCCAGAUUUGACCCCCGCAACCCGCUCUGUCCGGGCAACACACGCGCAAAUGGGGAGGUAAAUCCGACCUAUGACAGUACGUUUGUGUUUGAGAACGACUUCCCUGCUCUCCAGCCAGAUGCUCCAGAUCCCGGUUCGGAGCAGCAUCCGUUAUUUCAGUCUAAAGCUGCCAGAGGCGUCUGUAAGGUCAUGUGUUUCCAUCCCUGGUCAGACGUCACCCUCCCGCUCAUGAAGAAGCAGGAGGUUGUCAGUGUGAUUGACAAGUGGGCAGAACUUGUUGAAGAACUCGGCUCUACCUACCCGUGGGUUCAGAUCUUUGAAAAUAAGGGAGCUACGAUGGGUUGCUCAAACCCACAUCCUCACUGCCAGGUGUGGGCCAGCAACUUCCUGCCUAAUGAACCGGCGCUGUCAGACCGCUGCCAGAGAGCGUACCAUGAGAAGCACGGAGAGCCGCUGCUGCUGCAGUACGCCAGACAGGAGGCCGAGAAACAGGAGCGCGUGGUGGUGGAGAGUUCCCAUUGGCUGGCGGUGGUUCCAUACUGGGCAACGUGGCCCUACCAGACGCUGCUGUUGCCACGACGACACGUCCUCCGAAUCAACGAUCUGACGACGGAGGAGAGGGAGGAUCUGGCUGCCAUCAUGAAGCGACUGCUGACCAAGUACGACAACCUGUUUGAAGUGUCGUUUCCCUACUCCAUGGGCUGGCACGGAGCCCCAACCGGCCUCCAUUUAAAAGAAGACAACUCCCACUGGCAGCUGCACGCUCACUACUACCCUCCUCUGCUGCGCUCAGCUACCGUGAAGAAGUUCAUGGUGGGCUACGAGAUGCUGGCCCAGGAGCAACGGGACCUCACCCCUGAGCAGGCUGCAGAGAAGCUGAGAAACCUGCCAGAGGAGCACUACAGAACCAGGGAGGCCCGGGAAGGAGAGGUUAAAGGGAAAUGACCUGUGCGAUGGGUGGUGGAGGUUUAUUAAAGUCAGUUUACUCUUUUGGACCUUGACUGAGCAAGUCCUGUAAAACUACCAAAGUGCUUUGAUGACAGAGGGCUGAGACGUGUUCCCAUCCACAUGACAUGCAGCACGUGUACGUUUACGUGUCCAUCGGGCUGCUUACAGUAAUUAUCAGCUUCUGACUCCAUGUGGUAUGAAAGCUGGCCUCCAUGUUUUAUAGGAGAUAAUGAGGGAACGCUCUCUCCUGCCGUCUCUUCUGUUGAAUCUGAACAAACUUUGUUGUUUGCUUAUGUUGGGAAGCUUUCAGCCACAAAGCUUUUUUUUUUUUCCCCUCCAACAACACAAUGACUAAUUUGUGAUUCAAAUCAAAGUCUGUUUCUUGUAAAUGUUUUUGCAUGAAGUGCUAUUGAGCGAGUUAACUGAUUGCUGGCUUUCAGACUCAAAUGAGGUGCCGUGGUUAAUUCUGCAUAGAAAAUAAAUGAUUCACCAGA